AUAAGGUCUGGGCGCGCGUGAGACUGCAAAAACUUGAGUCUAGCCAAGAAGUAGAACACAGUAUACUGUACCAAUGCUGUCAUCGCUACGCAAUAGUAUAAUGCAAGCUGUCUUGCUCGCAGCUCUUUGUCUCCUUGUUCGUGAUCCAACAACCACCACGCUACUGCCUCCUAUAUCACAAGGCUACGUCAGAUCCUUCGUAAACUUUAUACAAAUUUAAUACGGGCUCUUCUCUCAACACACACGCAAGGUCAGCGGCCAAGGACCACGAUAGGGAAAGCAGGUCUUACAUUCAUAAAGUGAAAAGUGAUUAAGAACAGCUUGAAAUGCCACCACCAGCUGGAGGUCCACCAACUAUAACUCCACCUGAUGGGGGUUGGGGUUGGGCUGUGGUAUUUGGAGCCUUCAUCUCCAUUGGAUUUUCCUAUGCCUUUCCCAAAGCCAUCACAGUCUUCUUCAAAGAGAUCCAGACGAUCUUCAGUACCUCCUACAGCCAGAUAGCAUGGAUUUCAUCUAUCAUGUUAGCUGUCAUGUAUGCAGGAGGUCCUAUUAGCAGUAUCUUGGUAAACAAAUAUGGCAGUCGACCAGUGAUGAUCAUGGGAGGUUUCCUGUGCUCAAUUGGAAUGAUAUCGGCAUCUUUCUGUAACAAUGUGUUGCAACUUUACCUUUGUAUUGGAGUUAUUGGAGGUUUUGGUUUGGCCUUUAAUUUACAGCCUGCUUUAACAAUGAUUGGCAAAUACUUUUUUAAGAAAAGACCAAUAGCCAAUGGCCUAGCUAUGGCUGGAAGCCCAGUAUUUCUGAGCACACUUGCCCCGCUCAACCAGUUUUUGUUCAAUUCAUUUGGCUGGAGAGGAAGCUUCCUUAUCUUGGGUGGCAUCCUUUUGAACUGCUGUGUAGCUGGUUCCCUGAUGAGACCCUUAGGACCAAAACCUGCACCUCCAAUAAAAAAAGACAUUGAAUCUGAAACAACUGAUCCACUCCUGCAUACCAGGAAACAUACUGAGAAAUUAUCGGUAUGGCAAACAAUAAACAAGUAUUUAGAUCUUUCCCUUUUCAAACACAGGGGGUUUCUUAUUUAUUUAUCAGGGAAUGUCAUCAUGUUUGUGGGUUUCUUUGCCCCUAUUGUGUUUCUGGCUGCAUAUGCCAAAGAUAUUGGUGUUGAUGAAUAUUCGGCAGCCUUUUUAUUGUCCAUUUUAGCCUUUGUGGACAUGUUUGCAAGACCAUCAAUGGGACUUCUGGCAAAUUCUAAAUGGAUCAGACCAAAAAUUCAGUAUUUUUUUAGCUUUGCUGUGUUAUACAAUGGAGUUUGCCAUAUUCUUUGCCCACUGGCAAAAGGCUACACAGGGCUUGUAAUAUAUUCAAUAUUCUUUGGAUUUGCUUUUGGGAUGGUCAGCUCAGUCCUCUUUGAAACUUUAAUGGACCUUGUUGGUGCUCAGCGGUUUUCCAGUGCUGUGGGGCUGGUUACGAUCGUAGAGUGCUGCCCAGUUCUUAUUGGACCACCUUUGGGAGGUUGGUUGGUGGAUGUGACUGGGAACUACGCAUACAUGUAUGUUUCCUGUGGAGUCAUUGUGAUAAUUGCAAGUAUCUGGCUGUUUGUCGGGAACGCCAUCAACUACAGACUGCUCGACAAAGAACGCAAACGGCAAACAGACCUGAAAAAGGAUGAAAUUAAAUAUGACCAGAAAGAGGCUGAAGAAGACUCCAAGAUGACACCUGAAGAUGUGCUUGUCUGUCCUCAGAAAUCACAGGAUGAUGAAAUGCAGAGAGAAACUAAUAUUUAGAUGAGUAAGAUGUGCAAUAUUGUAUACAAAAUCAAAUAUCUGGCAUUAAUUUCUUCAGGUUUGAGCAGUUUUGGAGCAUUCUGCACUGGCUGCUCUGGAUUAUCAAGCACCGCUGCCAAAGUAACAGCUGUGUCUGGUAUACAUUUAGUGUUAAUUAAGGGAGUGGUGUUACUGCAGUAAAACACACACAAAACUAUAAAACACUGCAUGUAUAAGCCAUACAAGAAUCGUCUAAGACUUGAAAUAAUAAGGAGUAAGGUCAGGGUCAAAUUUUAAUAUCUAUGUGUAAUAGCUUCUGUUAUGACCAAAUAAGUGGAAGAAAUGGGCUAAUGCUACUGGGAAGAACCAAAUGCAGCAUCCAUCAGCAAUAUUUUAUCUGUCUGCUGUCUGGUUUAUGCAUAUGAACCUGGAGUUUAGCUGUUGCAUACUGUAUUAAUUUUUCACUAAUGAUAUAUUGCCUUAAAUUUUAAAAUGCAACAGGGAACAGUAAAAAAAA
This is a messenger RNA of Lepisosteus oculatus (spotted gar), 2277 nucleotides long. RefSeq names its product monocarboxylate transporter 2. Gene Ontology annotation, cellular component: plasma membrane. Gene Ontology annotation, molecular function: monocarboxylic acid transmembrane transporter activity. Lineage: Eukaryota; Metazoa; Chordata; Actinopteri; Semionotiformes; Lepisosteidae. The record is from RefSeq and is a predicted model, not a curated record. Gene Ontology annotation, biological process: transmembrane transport; monocarboxylic acid transport.